GGCAAACUUUGUCUGCGAUUUACGACAUGGUUCUCAGAGCUUUGAGUCUCAUAACUAUCCCUCCAGCAUUGUAGCCCCGAUCUUGCAAGCACAUUUAAGGACUCGUAACAUUGACGAACAUGCAGUGUCAUGUUCAGCUUCAGAUCUUCAACGAUAUUGAUGCGGAUUGUUCAGCACCUCUUUUUUUUCCUGGCUCUUCUUUUUGCUCCCGUGCAAGCGACGUACCUGAAUGUAACCGUCAACAAUACUGAUCCUUCCAUCCAAUUUUCUAGUGGUUGGAACUCGUGCCCAGAUAUUAGUCCUCCAGAUGGCCUUUCCUACGGAGGCACGCGCAAUUGUACCAGUCAGUACGGCACUAAUGCAACCUUCACAUUCACCGGUGUUGUGGUAUACUACAUAGCGCCUCAUUUUACUGCAGAUGGAGAUGUUCUCACCGUCCUUCAACUCGACUCGGAACCACUUGUUGUAGUGAACCUCACCCAGGCCCAAGGUCAGAGCCUUGAUUGGGCCAUCAGAUGGGCAGCAAGCGGACUGAAGAACGGCACACAUACUCUUGUCAUCUACGGGCCUAGUAAUACUAUGACCCCAAGUAGCACGUGGGGCGAAGUGAAUGCAUUUAUGUGAGUGAUCAUUGUGCGUGCUUACUCCAUUGCCUAACACUAUCUGUAGCUACACAGUAGCUCAGCCGG
Messenger RNA from Suillus subalutaceus, 689 nucleotides. RefSeq lists its product as uncharacterized. NCBI's taxonomy places the organism in Eukaryota, Fungi, Basidiomycota, Agaricomycetes, Boletales, Suillaceae. Bases 130 to 624 code for a protein of 164 amino acids. The record is from RefSeq and is a predicted model, not a curated record. The transcript is spliced from 2 exons.